Molecule: messenger RNA, 1530 nt
Organism: Acyrthosiphon pisum (pea aphid)
Lineage: Eukaryota; Metazoa; Arthropoda; Insecta; Hemiptera; Aphididae
Product: COP9 signalosome complex subunit 1-like
Exons: 9
Coding region: 349-1530 (393 amino acids)
Cellular component (GO): COP9 signalosome
Source: RefSeq, a predicted model, not a curated record
CACCGCAGUCCGCAAUAAUAUAGUAUAUUAUACCAAUACGGGAAUACCGCAUACGACUGGCCAGCGACCACUAAACCAAUAGUACAAUAUUCACAUUUCACAAUUAUUCACUACUUUUUUUGUUAUAAAGUACCAGACCGUGGGAAUUGCAAAUAAAUAAUAUUGUUUUUUUUGAGAGUCGAUCCGAACUAUAUCGAUCAUCAAUCUUAACAACAUCGACGCGAUUACAUUGUUGUAGGGGAUAACUAACUCACAAAGACAAAUAACGAUUCGUUACCAGUUAGUGGUAGAUACCAGAACGGCAAUCCGUUGACAUAAUACAUUAAAACGAAUUAUAUUAUACAGAAAAUGGCAUCAUUGAGAUCACUGAACCGCACCUUACGAAAUGCCCAGGCUGGAGCCAUAGAUCCGAUGCAAGUUGAUGCUCCUCCUGAAGAAAAUGACAACAACGAAGAAGAUUUGUAUGAAGUGGACAUUGAUUCAUUUGAUCUUGACACAUAUGCCAAUAGUUACAUUGGAUUAGCUCGCAUUUAUAGGCUUAUGUAUAUAGCUGACCAUUGUCCAAGAUUGCGAUCUGAUGCGUUACGUCUGGCCAUUUCACAUGUUAUUACUACAAUGAAUGCUAAUCUGUAUCAAGUGCUACAUCAUAAACUUCAACAAUGCCAUGGAAAUAUACUAGCAGAUGUUACUGGAGCUAAUCCGGUAGAUACAGGACUUCCAGUGUUUAAUGCUAUUUGGGUAGAAACUACAACUAAAAAAUCAGCUAUGAUACUUGAAAAGCUAGACGGAGAUCUUAAGAACUAUAAAAGUAAUUCGAUUAAGGAAAGCAUUCGUCGUGGUCAUAAUGAAAUUGGUGACCAUUAUGUCAACUGUGGAGACCUCAUUAAAGCAACUAAAAGUUAUUCUAAGGCUCGAGAUUAUUGUACUAGUUCCUCUCAUGUCAUAUCAAUGUGUCUUAACAUAAUAAAAGUUGGAAUUUAUCUGCGAAAUUGGUCGCAUGUUACCAAUUACAUAAUUAAAGCUGAAUCUACUCCGAACUAUGUGGAAAAUCCUGAACUCCUGACCACAUACAGUUCUACGCUUAAAUGCAUGACAGGCUUAGCUGAACUUGCUGGUCGUAAAUACAAAUUAGCUGCUCAAAAUUUCUUGAAAGCCAAUUUUGAUAAUUGGGAUUCUUGUGACGUAAUGACACCUAAUGAUAUUGCUAUUUAUGGAGGACUUUGCGCAUUAGCUACUUUUAACCGUUUAGAACUUCAAAAUAACGUAAUUUGCAACAACUCAUUCAAAUUAUUCCUUGAACUGGAACAUGAAGUACGUGAAGCGAUUUUCAAGUUUUGUGAGGCCAAGUAUGAAGUCUGUUUAAAAAUGUUGAACAAAAUAAAACCAAUUUUACUUCUUGAUAUGUACAUUGGAUCUCACAUAAACCAGCUCUACUCUGAUAUAAGAAGCAAAGCAAUGAUUCAAUAUCUCUGUCCAUACGACUCUGCUGACUUAAGAAAAAUGGCGUUAUCUUCAUACUCCUUUGCCUGA